GUGACGUCACCUCCGGGGCCAUUUUUGCGCAUGGUUCUUAAUAAGUCACUCUACCAUGGCAUCUAAAAGGCAGCAGGGCGAAUAUAUAAAAUCAAACAAGAAGAAAAGGAAAACAAAUAACUGCGAAGAAACAGCAGAACUUUGUAGUGUCGUUAGAGACGAGAACGUGAAGAGGGCGGUGAAGGAUGCGUGGAGCCAGAAGUCUCACUACACUCAUGGUGAUUUGGAGUUGGACUGCCAACCCUUCCCUCACUGUGUCAUCAAAAACUUUAUCCAAAGUGAGAAUUUCUUGGACAAUCUACAAACAGAACUUCUCACGCUCAACUUUCACUCAAAGUCCAACGAUCUCUACAAAUUUAAACAGUCCGAUGACUUGAGAAAGCGAACUGAGCCACACAUAGCAGGCCUGAGAUCAGCACUGUUCAGCCAAUUCCGACUAUGGCUUGAGGAGGUUUUGGGUGUGAAAUUGGAGCCCACUGUUGAUAUUUCAUGUGCCAAAUAUCAAUACACAGAUAUUCUUUUGUGUCAUGAUGAUGAACUGGAGGGGAGACGUGUUGCCUUCAUUCUUUACCUUGUCCCUCCAUGGCUGAGUAGUGAUGGGGGUUCUCUCGAUCUCUACACAACGGAUGCUCAUUUCCAACCACAAAGUAUCGUGAAGUCUCUCGUGCCUUCAUGGAAUACGCUCGUACUUUUUGAAGUGUCUCCGAUCUCCUUCCACCAAGUAUCGGAGGUGUUGUCACAGGACAAGUGUCGUCUUUCUCUAAGCGGAUGGUUUCACGGACCGUCUCUGGAGCGUCCUCCCCGUCACAUAGAGGCUCUCGUCUCGCGGAGCGAACACUUACCCCGAGAUGAGACAUUGUUGCUGGAGUGGAUCAAUCCACUCUACCUGGAUAUUUCCUACCAGGAGCAAAUUCAGGAUGAGUUUGAAGAAAGCUCUGAAAUUCAGCUGAAAGAUUUUCUCAGGGAGGAGAAAUUUCGGCAAGUGUGUGCGGCCUUGCAGUCGGCUGAAAUCCAGUGGACGCGGAAAGGUCCUGCCAAUAAGAGAUGUUACAAAGCAGCCUGUCUGGACACUUUACCCGAGUGUGUGAGCGCUUGUUGGGAGCUGCUUCGUUCAGAAGCCUUUUUCCUGCUUCUCUCCAACUUUACGGGCCUCCGAUUGCACUACCUUUGCCCUGCUGAUGAUGACGAUAAUGAUGAUGGUGAUGAAAAGAAGGACAAAGAGAAGAAGGAAAGCUCCAAAAAGGACGGCAAUGCAACAGGGUCCUCAAAUGAAACAAGCAAAGAGUCAGAACCGAGUACACCUACGUGUUGUGGUGAACUGCGACGAUGGUCCCACGGCAGCUACACUUUACUGCACGACGCAGAGGCAGCACGAGCGGAAUACGCACUCGACCUCAUCUUACCUUUCAACUGUGCGGGUUGGCAGUCAGAGUUCGGAGGCUCCACUUGUUACAUUGCGAAUGAAGAGGAUGAGGAACUGCUGACCAUCCAUCCCGAAGAUAAUUCCCUCGCUCUGGUCUACAGAGACAAGGAAACACUCAAAUUUGUCAAGCAUGUCAACCACAGAAGCAACAGCGAUCCUUCUACUGGAGCAUUCUAUGACUUCUCUUUUGUGUAUUAUGAAUAAAAUUUUACUUACAGCA
Syngnathus acus (greater pipefish) is the source of this 1643-nucleotide messenger RNA. It is a transcript of the gene ogfod1, whose product is annotated as 2-oxoglutarate and iron-dependent oxygenase domain containing 1. Bases 56 to 1627 code for a protein of 523 amino acids. The transcript has 13 exons. Gene Ontology annotation, cellular component: cytoplasm. The record is from RefSeq and is a predicted model, not a curated record. Gene Ontology annotation, biological process: peptidyl-proline hydroxylation; regulation of translational termination. NCBI's taxonomy places the organism in Eukaryota, Metazoa, Chordata, Actinopteri, Syngnathiformes, Syngnathidae. Gene Ontology annotation, molecular function: iron ion binding; peptidyl-proline dioxygenase activity; L-ascorbic acid binding.